UCUCCCUCUGUCAACACUCUGUUCGCUUUUCAAUUAAACCUCAUCUUCUUCUUCGGUUUUCACGAAAUAUUGUUCAAUCCAAUCCAAUCCAAUUUCAGUGCUGCGAUUUUCAUUUGCAGGGUCACACUCGCACUCGCCCUCGCACUCGCCCUCGCACUCACACUCACACUCACACUCACACUCACACUCGAUCGUGCGUUCAUGGCUCACGCUCUUGCCCAGGCCACUCUCGGCCUCACUCACCCUGCUCAAAUCGACCACCCCAAGAUUUCUUUUGCUGCGAAAGAGAUUGAUUUAGUAGAAUGGAAAGGGGACAUACUUGCAGUCGGUGUGACGGAGAAAGACAUGGGAAAAGAUGAGAACUCAAAGUUUCAAAAUGCAGUAUUAAAGAAACUCGAUUCUCAGUUGGGUGGUUUGUUAUCUGAAGUAACUUCUGAGGAGGAUUUUACCGGAAAAUCUGGUCAAUCAACAACUCUUAGGCUUCCGGGUAUUGGGUCAAAAAGGGUUGGCCUAACUGGGCUUGGACGGUGCACGUCAUCUAUGGCUGCGUUUCGCAGUCUUGGAGAGGCUGUUGCUGUGGCAGCAAAGGCUGCUCAAGCAAGUAAUGUUGCCAUUGCUCUUGCAUCUGCUGAAGGUCUUUCUGCUGAAUCAAAACUUAACAUUGCUUCCGCGAUGGCAUCUGGAAUUGUGAUGGGGACUUAUGAGGAUAAUAGAUUUAAAUUGGAGUCAAAGAAGCCAGCACUUAAAUCUCUGGAUAUUCUUGGUCUCGGAACUGGACCUGAGCUAGAGAAGAAGCUCAAGAACGCGGAAGUUGUUUCUUCUGGAGUAAUUUUUGGAAAAGAGCUUGUUAAUGCGCCAGCCAAUGUACUCACCCCCGGGGUACUGGCAGAAGAGGCUUCAAAAAUUGCUUCCAUGUACAGCGAUGUUAUUUCUGCGACAAUUCUGAAUGCAGAGCAAUGCAAAGAAUUGAAAAUGGGUUCCUACCUUGGUGUUGCAGCAGCUUCUGCAAAUCCUCCUCAUUUCAUCCAUUUAUGUUACAAGCCACCUAAUGGAUCUGUUAAAACCAAUCUGGCUUUGGUGGGAAAAGGGUUGACGUUUGACAGUGGAGGCUAUAACAUCAAGACAGGACAUGGCUCAAUUGAAUACAUGAAACAUGACAUGGGAGGCGCAGCAGCAGUUCUUGGUGCAGCAAAAGCUCUUGGUCAAAUUAAACCCCCAGGAGUAGAGGUUCAUUUCAUUGUUGCAGCUUGUGAGAACAUGAUAAGUGGAACAGGUAUGAGGCCUGGAGACAUUGUGACAGCUUCAAAUGGGAAGACAAUUGAGGUCAACAACACUGAUGCUGAAGGCAGACUUACACUUGCAGAUGCUUUGGUAUAUGCCUGCAACCAAGGUGUAGACAAGAUAGUUGAUGUGGCAACAUUAACUGGGGCCUGUGUCGUGGCUCUUGGCCCCUCAAUUGCAGGUAUCUUUACAGCCAGUGAUGACCUGGCAGAGGAGGUACUUGCAGCUUCAGAGGUUGCGGGGGAAAAACUUUGGAGGCUGCCUUUGGAGGAAAGUUAUUGGGAGUCCAUGAAAUCAGGAGUAGCUGAUAUGGUUAAUACUGCUUUUCGUCCAGGUGGUGCCAUCAAUGCAGCUCUUUUCCUGAAACAGUUUGUUGACGAGAAGGUCCAAUGGAUACAUAUUGACAUGGCCGGGCCUGUUAUGUCUGAGAAGACGAAACUUGCAACAGGAUUUGGCAUUUCGACUCUGGUGGAAUGGGUUAUGAAGAACUCUUCUUCUUAAUUAGAGUUUUGAAAUCCAAUGGCGAGGAAGAGAAAGUAAAGUAAACGGAUUUUCCGGUGCUGUGAAAUCCUGAAUUGUAUGAAAGAAAAUGGAAAGCGAUGAGCUAUCAGUUGUCACAUUCACUUCAGUAAUUUAUAUGUUUAGAUUUUUUUUUUUUUGUUAUCUUUAGGUUUUUUGAAAUGUCCCUGUAGUUUGCAUGAUGAAUUUCCCUUUCAGUGUGUUUCCAUUUCCUUGUAAAAUCACGCGAGUUACAGAGGCAAUCCAGAAUAGUUUUGAUGGAAGUUUAAAGUUUCAUAAACAUAACUCUUGUUUUGUCUAUGUUCAUUAAGAAAGCCGGUCUUUUCUUUCUC
Cornus florida is the source of this 2132-nucleotide messenger RNA. RefSeq names its product leucine aminopeptidase 2, chloroplastic-like. The record is from RefSeq and is a predicted model, not a curated record. The transcript is spliced from 10 exons. Lineage: Eukaryota; Viridiplantae; Streptophyta; Magnoliopsida; Cornales; Cornaceae. Bases 202 to 1782 code for a protein of 526 amino acids. Gene Ontology annotation, cellular component: cytoplasm. Gene Ontology annotation, biological process: proteolysis. Gene Ontology annotation, molecular function: metalloaminopeptidase activity; manganese ion binding.